UUGUUUGCAGACUCACUGUGGCUCAGUCUUUAUGUUUGCUUUUGUCUUCAUACGUAGUCGUUGAUUUGUUGAGUAAGACUUCUUUUUGUUUUGGAGUCUCUGUUGGAGCUCAUGGGAGGCGGAGGUCGUUCAUGUUUAGGCUCUGGAAGACAUAAAGUAGAGGAAAGACGAAGCAAGGCCAGUGCUGGACCGACCCUUGGAUUCUUUGAGCACCACAUCAGAGAGAUAGGAGUUAUUCAAAGACCCAUAAAGACGAAAUGGUAACAGAGAGAAACAGAGAGAAGAGGAGCCUUCGGAGAAAUGAACUAGCUUUCAGGGUAAUGAGCAAUGUGUGAACUUGUUAACUAGGCUUAUUCUCUUUGACCUUAAUUUAAACUGAGGAUUAGCCAUCUCAUCAGAGUUCUUGGUGAAAAGCCAAGGCUUGUUUUGCCUCGGGCAAACUCAAAAGAAGGAUUGGGAAGGAAACUAACUGCUCAUUCCCUCAGAGAAAGCGUUUGCAUAUUUCCUUUGGCAAGGAACUUGAAGCGAUUAAAAAGCUAAUUUAUUUGGACUGACUUCAAGAAAAGAAAAACACACCGCAUUUACAUUUAUUACCGUAAUGGAUUUGGAUCACUUCUAUAGCUCAAGCCAGGAGCAUGCUGUUUAUCUACCUGGGUUCAGCUCAUCAAAGGAUCCAAGAACUUAUUGAUAAUCUCCGUCUUCUCAGGCAAAAUGGAGCUUCGUAAGAGAGUUAAGCCGAACGAGCCAGAACAGAAUUUGGGCCUUUCACAAGAUGCACCGGCUGACGGGAGAUGCAGCAAUAACUUGAUGUGGGGGACUGCAAGUUCUAAUGCCACACAGGAUCGGGGUAGAGGGAGGGUUUCUCUGUUUGGAGGAUCAGACACUUGUUCCGGUUCAGGAAUUCCACCCCUGUGGCCUUGGAGACGGUGUGUUUCCAUGGCAGCAGGGUUGUUAGUGGCUGGGAUGUUGGCACUGACUCAGGCCUGGUGUGUUAACACCAUACAUGAGAAUCUGUUGUGGUUCUCUCAGCUCAUGGAAGUGGAGCGGGAGAUUUCCUUUCGGACAGAGUGUGGACUCUACUACUCGUACUACAAGCAGAUGUUGCAGGCCCCAUCCAUACAGGAAGGGCUCUCAGAUUUGAUCCAUGACAACUUGACAGAAUCCAAGAGGACCAUUAAUCUCCUACAGCGAAUGAAUAUCUACCAGGAGGUCUUUCUCAGUGUUCUCUACAGAUUGUUGCCCAUACAGUCGUAUCUGGAGCCAGUGUAUUUCUACAUUUACACAGUGUUCUCGCUCCAAGCGGUGUAUGUGAUCGCUCUGUACCUCACAGCAUGGCUGCUGUCUGGUUCCUGGCUGGCUGGUGCUCUCACUGGGGUCUGGUACAUUCUCAACAGGGUAGAUACCACUCGUGUGGAGUUCACCAUCUCCCUCAGAGAGAACUGGUCUUUGCCCUUCCUUGCGCUGCAGGUCACUGCUAUCACCUGCUACCUUAGGCCUCAGCUCACCGCCUUGCAGCAGAAGGUGAUGGUGUGGUUGAUGUAUGUGACGACGUUCUGCUUCUGUUUGACGUGGCAGUUCAACCAGUUCAUCCUCCUUGUUCAGGCUCUCAUCAUAUACACCCUGGACUGUGUCGACUUCUUAACAACUACACAGGUGACCACUCUGUACCUUGUUCAAGUCAGCGGUCUGCUGAGUGUGUGGCUCCUCCAGUUCUGUAACUCCAUGAUACUGGGAUCACUGGUCCUGAGCUUCAUUGUAGCCGCGCUCUUUGUCAGACACUGCCAGUCUAGUCUGAAGACAGGAAGCCUGCUGGCUCGUCUGGGCAAACUGCUUCUCCACAGUGCCAUGGUUCUCCUCCUCACCUUCACCAUCAACUACCUGGCCAAGAAAGCACUUCAGCUCAGAUCAGACGAGCACAUCUUUAAAUUCAUCAAGUCAAAGUUUGCCUUGGGGCCAACGAGGGAUUUUGAUGCCAGUCUGUAUCUGUGUGAGGAGGCCUUUGGCUUGCUGCCCCUUGACACACUGGAGCGACUGGCUGGUACCCUCUUGCUGUACCCCUACAUCCUCACACUGCUGCUGCUCAGUGGCAUGUUGGCAGUGGGCGCACUGAAGAACUUGAGCAGGCCUAAAGGAGGUGCAGCUGAGGAGAGGAAAGGAGCCGGAGAGGGGUGUGCUGUGGCUUUUCGUCCAGAUGUGGCCUAUAAUCUGGUGCAUACGCUCUUCUAUGGCCUCCUGGCUUUCAGCACUAUGAGGAUGAAGUAUAUAUGGACUGGCCACAUGUGUGCCAUCGCAGCCUAUGGUGUGUGUGGGACAGAGCUGUGGACUCCGCUUCUCGCUGCCCUCCGCUGCAAUAGCAAAGCUGUGUUAAGGCUUGUCAGAUAUGCAGUUCCACUGGUGAUGAUCGGUUGCCUGUAUUACAAGUUCUGGCCUAAGCUGAUGGAGGAGUUAUCAGAACUGAGGGAGUUUUAUGAUCCAGACACUGUGGAGCUCAUGACCUGGAUUAGCACAAAGACCCCUAAGCGGGCUGUGUUUGCAGGGAGCAUGCAGCUGCUGGCUGGCAUCAAGCUGUGCACAGGCAGAGUUCUCACCAACCACCCCCAUUAUGAAGAUAAAGACCUGCGGGAGAGGACCAGACAGGUGUAUCAGGUUUAUGCUCGUCGGUCCCCGGGGGACGUCCACGACAUCCUGAGGGCUGUCGGGGCCGACUACGUGGUGCUGGAAAACAGCAUCUGUUACGAGCGGAGGCACAGGCGAGGCUGCAGACUGCGGGACCUGCUCGACCUGGCCAACGGACAUAUCAUGGAUGGACCCGGAGAGAACGAACCAGACCUCGUCCCCGCCUCCCACCCUCGAUUUUGCGAGGCCAUCAAGACGGACACGGCGGGGUACACGGCUCUGUUCACCAGAACAUUCCAGAACAAAACCUUCCACGUGUACCGGGUCAAGAAGAAACGCAAGAAGAGCACCAAGAACCCGUCUGAGCCCGGUGCAAUUCAGUAGCAGGAGCUGGACUGGAAGAAAAACCCCGUCGGAAGCCAGAGGGGAGAGAGACAGAGGAGAAGAAGAAGGAGAAGAGAUGAAAGCACUGAAUCCUCGCUGUUCCUCUGUCUCCUCCCUGCACUGUGCCCAGCUGUGAUCAUGGCCAUUAUUUUGUUUAACACAUGGCUCUGUGAACUGUGGUGUUAGAGCAGUGGGACGGUUCAGGCUUGGGGCUGCAUUGUUUUAGUUAGAGGAGUGUGGGAGCACCUGUAGGAGUCCUUCUGUGGAUCGUUCUGUCUCCACCUGUCCAGUCGCUCUCCUCCCGUCUCUCACCAGUGCAGAUGCACAGACACAGGCAGACUUCUGAGCAGGGUCUGGAAGUUUAGUUUCAUUAGUUUAAUUUCCACAGAGCAUCAUGAAAUAAGCAUCAUGAACCAAAAUACUAUAAAUAAGUAGUUUUACUAUUUUCUCUUUCAUACAGAGGAAGCUUGGGGAUCAACAGCAUUUAGCUAGAUCCAACAUCAGAUCAGAAUCCUUUAAAAUCCUCUAUAAGAUCUUUCAUUUUAGUUUUGCUUUUAACACUAAGAUUAAUAAUGAAAUACUCAAUGCACUGUGAUGGACAAAGCUUUUCUGGAUAUGCAGUAAAUUACAUAUUUCAUAUUGAGCUUUUCUUUACCAAUUAAAAAAGGGGGAGAAAGUAAAAGAUUUGCCAAUAGAUUUGGUUCAGUUUAACAAAUCUGGAUAUUUUAAAUAGCUUGGGGCUGGCUGUUGGAACACAACCUUAAUUCACACUUUUUCUUUUAUGAACAUAAUAAGAUGUUUUUGAAGGUGCUAGUUGUUACUGCAGUUCUGACUUAUUAUAAUUAUGAAUGCUGUAAAUAAAUAGAUUUGAUCCAGA
This is a messenger RNA of Toxotes jaculatrix (banded archerfish), 3877 nucleotides long. RefSeq names its product dpy-19 like C-mannosyltransferase 3 (gene dpy19l3). Gene Ontology annotation, molecular function: mannosyltransferase activity. Gene Ontology annotation, cellular component: nuclear inner membrane. Lineage: Eukaryota; Metazoa; Chordata; Actinopteri; Toxotidae. The record is from RefSeq and is a predicted model, not a curated record. Bases 712 to 3000 code for a protein of 762 amino acids. The transcript has 17 exons.